AUGACAUUCCUCAUAAGAGUUCAUUCGUACCUCGAAUGUGAUAAAAAUGUUGAUGAUCUUAAAAUAACUGCUGAGAAAUACAGAGUUUUACAAAACAAGAAAAGAUUUUGCCGUAGAGAAGUGCAAGUUUUUUCAGGAAGACAUACUACUGCCAUGGCUGCUACUCAUUUUCAUCCACAUCUUAUUCUGGGCUUAAAGACGGGAGUAAAAGGAAAUGCCCAGUAUAUUAAGGGCAAUAAUGUAUUAUAUCCUGUUGGAGGAGUUCUCGCACUACAUAACUUCAAAGAGAAAGAACAAAGCUAUAUUCGAUUGGAAGAGAACGAGAAAGCUUUGACAAUGAUUCAUGUGAGCAUGGACAGAACGAUGGCAGCUAUUGUGUAUCAAACAGACGAACGUUAUAUUUCGGUGUAUGAUUUGACAACAUUGAAGCAAAAAAAAGUAAUCUGUGUUUCUCCUGACAUUCCUGGCAAGGAAAUUGUUGUUGCCUGUUUCACAUUUGAUUUAAAGUUCUUAAUGGUAAUUCUUGGAAAGCCUCAGUGGAUGCUACUGUGUUAUGAGUUACAAACGGGAGAUCUAAAGUCCUCAACACAAGCAAUUAAUGAAGAUGGAACAGGAGAAGUCUAUCAGGCUGCGCCCAACCCCAGCGACAACACAGUGAUCUGCGUUGUCGGUCCCGGCCUGUUCCGUCUCCUUAGCGUGCUGGACAACUCAUGGACGCAGUACGGAUACGCUAUGACCGAAUAUGUCCCAUUCACGUGCGCCUCUUGGGUCACGUUCGACCGUCUCGUCUGUGGGACGAAAGAUGGCAGACUAAUAAUAUUCGAAUCUGGAGAUCUGAAGUAUAUCUAUGACAUGGCGGAAACUAGUCUGAUUGACACGAAAAGUUUCGAGGAGUUGCCACCACUAACGCGUCCCGAAACUGAAACGGAAGAGGACGUUGGAAAUACUGAGAUCCGCGAGAUAGUCUCCGGUGCGAAAGGUUUUGCAUAUAAUUAUGGAGAAUCGGCUGUUCAUUUCUUCGAAAGACUGAGUGCUCAUGCCUACUCAAAAAGGAAUGUCUUUAACAUUCCUUGUCCUGAAAUCGCUGAGAGGGAACCUGGCAUUAACUGCAUUCAGAAUCUGAGUAUGAAUAAUGAUGGAGAUUAUCUCGUUGCAACUACCCGCUACUCACAGAUAUAUUCUGCAUUUUUAAUGGGACCCACUAUAGCACAACAACCAGAAAUUGAGUUCGAUCUAUUGGGAGAAAGUUUGCAUCAUGGAGAGAUAAAUGGACUUUCAACAUGUCGAUGGAAACCCAUUUUCAUAACGUGUGGCAAAGCUGAUCGCACCGUUCGAAUUUGGAACUACGAAGAACAGAAACUUACGAUAUCUGUGCAGUAUCAGGAAGAUGUAUACUGUGUUGCUCUGCACCCAACUGGACUGUAUGCUACUAUUGGAUUUUCUCAUAAGAUCCGAUAUGUAAAAGUGCUUAUUGAUGACCUAGAGUCUAUGAGAGCAUUCCCUAUUAGAAGUUGUGUUGAAUGUGCUUUUAGCUGUAAUGGUCAUUUAUUUGCUGCUGUCAAUGGAAAUAUAAUACAAAUAUAUUCUUGCAUAACAUUUCAGAAUGUGUAUACUCUGAAAGGACAUAAUGGGAAGAUUCGCUCACUUGCUUGGAUUGAGUCUGAUGACAAACUUGUUUCUUGUGGAACUGAAGGUGCUGUUUAUGAAUGGUAUAUACCUUCAACCCGGAGAGUAGGUGAAACAAUAAUAAAGAGCUGUGUUUUCUCUGGGAUAACAGUCUUUUCAUAUGGAGGUUCUCUGUUUGCUGUUGGAAGUGAUGGAAAACUGAGAGAAAUAAGUGAUUCUGAGGUCAUAAAUGAAGUGGACAUUUGUGAACAACUUGAUUGCAUUACUAUCACACAUGAUAACUCAGUUUUAUUCAUAAGUACUUCAUCUGGCGCUAUUUUCUCGUAUCCAUUGCCACUAACUGAGACACCUCAUCCCAGGAAACAGGCAAUUCACAACCACUCAAUUACACGUAUGUGCAUUACUGAGAAUAACGAGUUACUGAUCACCUGCUCUACAGAUGGAAUGCUCUGCUUGUGGUCAAUUGCUCCAUCCCGUAGAAAGAAAUCAGCUGCAAUGCUAAGUGCUUUAUAUUUUGAAUACAUACUUGUGAAUAAAGGACAUCUGGAAGAACUGACAAACUCUAUUGCAGAAUUAAAUCAGAGAAUUGGGGUACUUGAAAAAGAAUAUGACUAUCAAACACAACAGAAUGAAGCAAAGUUUACUGAAGAAUUGAAGGAGAUAGUCAGUAGUUACCAAGAGUUCAUGGAAAAUAUGAGAGAACAGUCAGAGAGAGUGGCAACAGAUCAUGCUCAGGAGCUGAUGAGCUUCAAGGAUGAUAUUGCGAAGAAGAAGUCAUACUAUGAAAUAGAAGUACAGAAUUUUGAACUGAAUUUUGAGGCCAAAUUAAUAGAAAAAUAUAACAAAUAUCAGGCCCAAAAAGACAAAAUGGCAAGGACAAAGGCUAAAUAUGAGAAGUACUCUGUCACAUUGUAA
This is a messenger RNA of Schistocerca serialis cubense, 2541 nucleotides long. RefSeq names its product cilia- and flagella-associated protein 57 (gene tous). The transcript has 13 exons. NCBI's taxonomy places the organism in Eukaryota, Metazoa, Arthropoda, Insecta, Orthoptera, Acrididae. The coding region runs from base 1 to 2541 and encodes 846 amino acids. Gene Ontology annotation, molecular function: protein binding. The record is from RefSeq and is a predicted model, not a curated record.